Messenger RNA from Tribolium castaneum (red flour beetle), 1084 nucleotides. RefSeq lists its product as uncharacterized. Lineage: Eukaryota; Metazoa; Arthropoda; Insecta; Coleoptera; Tenebrionidae. The coding region runs from base 135 to 980 and encodes 281 amino acids. The transcript is spliced from 3 exons. The record is from RefSeq and is a predicted model, not a curated record.
AAUGACGUGUAAAUAACCUUGAUGUUUACACAAAUCAAUUAUUUCGUGAAGGAUGACAACAAUCACAAGAUUUAGAUAAUAACAAGCUUUAAGUUUUUCGCGAGUCAUUCUAAAUUGUUAGUGAAGUUUACGUAAUGGCUUUCAUCACAGGUAGGGCUCUGCACUAUGUCUUCAAAGUCCCAGACCGGAAGCAAACUGCGAUAUUUUAUCGCGAAAUUUUGGGCAUGAAAGUCCUGAGACAUGAGGAAUUUGCGGACGGGUGUGAGGCUGUAUGUAAUGGUCCUUACGCAAACCGGUGGAGCAAGACCAUGGUCGGUUACGGUCCCGAAUCGACCCAUUUCGCCAUGGAACUGACCUACAACUACGGCGUAAAGUCCUACGAGAAGGGCAACGACUUCCGUGGCAUCACAAUCCGCAGCAAAGAGGCCCUGCAGCGCGCCAAAGAGAACAACUGGCCCAUCUUAGCCGGAAACAUCCUGGAAGCGCCAGGCGGUUACAAAUUCCACAUAAUCGACGAACCCCAACCCACCGAUCGUGAUCCAGUAGUGAAAGUAACUUUGUCUUGUUCCAAUUUGACCAAAUCCAUCAACUACUGGAACGGUGUCCUGGGCUUGAAGAUAUUCGGGCGCACGGAUAAGACCGUCCUGCUGGGCUUCAAAGAGAGCGAGGCCAAGCUGGAGCUGGAGGAGAUUGGCGGCCCGGUCGAGAGAGCUAAAGCGUACGGACGUAUCGCCUUUUCCUGCCUGGCGGCAGAGCAGCCGAAAAUCGCCAAGAAAAUCGAGGAGCACAAACAUACAAUUUUCAAGCCUCUGAUCUCGCUGGACACGCCUGGAAAGGCCACAGUCCGGGUCAUUAUUUUAUGCGACCCUGACGGACACGAAAUCUGCUUCGUGGAUGAGGAGGGGUUCAGUCAACUGUCGCAGGUUGACCCCGAUGGUGAUAAGCUACUCGAUCGGUACAUCGCAAGAGAUAAAUCGUAAAUAACCUGGAUUAUUAAUUCAAAGGGUGGAAAGGUGAUAUUAUUCAACACAAAGUAUUUAUUCUUUCAUAUAUUGUUACAAAAAUAAAAUAUAUAAAGUUCCAA